AUGGGUAUUAAGGGUCUUCAUGAUUUUUUAAAAUCUAUCACAAAAGACUGUUCUAUUGAAGAAUUUCACGGAAAAUGCCUUGGUAUAGAUGCAUCGUGUUAUUUGUUCAAGGGGGCAUAUUCUUGCGCUAAAGAACUUGGCCUUGGAAUACCAACUACAAAGUAAGUAUUAUCUCAUUGUUUUCUAACUAACACAAUAUGAAUUGUGCUAUUAUGUAACGUAUGUUUGCCUGGUGCAUAUAAGCGAUAGUGUGAAUUCGAGUCGCUGAGUUGAUUGAAAUUUACAUAUAUUUUGUCAACGUUUUUUUAAUAUAUUGAUUUCAUAUAAUCUAAAUGAAAUCCACUUUUAUACUUGUCCAUAUUACCGUAUUAAAAUAUGUAUGUAUGUAUGGCAACAAACGACUGCAGCUACCACAAUAUCUAUCUUAACUCAUUAACGCGCAAGCUGUUACAAUGUUUCUACCCCCCUAACGUGCAAGCAAUAUGGCGAAUAUGUGACUGAAUUCAAGAGCUUUCACCAAAAUGGCAAUAUCUCAGAAACAGUUGCAUGAAAAAAUCUGGUCUUUUCAACCAAAUAUUAUUAAUAUAUGAUUGACCAAAUUUAGUUUAAAUGAACUUGCAUACCUAUAUAUAUAAUUAGUUUUUUCAAUGAGAAUUUUUAUUUGUAAACCAGUGACACUAUUUUUUUCAUGUCACUCAUCACCUAAAGGGGCAAUAUCUCCAUAUAUUUAUAUAAAAACAAAAAAAAAAUUAUUUACUAAAUUAGUACAUAUCUAUAUUAUAACCAGUUUUCAUCUAUUGGGAUAUGAAUUAGAAAGUGAUCAAAAAUUAUAAAAAAUACUCCUUUGCUUUUUUGGGCAAGAUGUUUACAACAUGAAAUUUAGAACAGUAACUAAGUGUUAAAAUUGAACAAAGUGUGCAAGCCAAAACACAGUGCUUGUACAUCUUUGGAGUUUUUAAUUACCUCAAAUAUAUUUAAAAGGACAUACGGUACUAGAAUAUAUUUGUUUUCAAUAUAAACCAAGGAUGGGAAGGUGAGAAAAUAGGAAUUUUCUGAGGUGUUUUUAACACAGACAAUGACAGCCGACAUUUUCAAAGGCAAAUUGCCCGUGACAAAACCAAAAGUUAUUCACUUCUCUACUCAAAGCACUGAAAAACACCAUAAAGAGGAAAACAUUUUAAACAUACAUCAGGUAAGCCUUUUAGCUCAAUUUUCUCAUGUUUCUGUUUGGAAAGAAACGGUUUUUAGCCAAAAUUAUUUUGCGCGCCAAUGUAGGCUGCUAUAAAAUGUCAGACACGCGUUCUCUUUUGAAGUCUGGCUCUGAAAAACAAUCGCUUUUUUUUAGUUUGAAAUAAGCUUUCAUUAGGACUAAUUGUGUAGAAAUGUUAUCUGUAUGCUCAAAUGAAAAAGAUAACCUAAUAGUCAGGUAUUCAACAUAGCUAUAAAAGGGUGAAAUAAGGACUUUCAUCUUUGGUUGUUUGUCAGACAUGAGAAACCACAUUAGUGCCAUUUUGUCGCGCGUGCUUGCUAUUUUAUAAAAUAAACACCUCAAAACCAUAAACUUUUAGUUCAGAAAAUUACAAAGUUUCCCAUAGACAUUAUUAAAAAUGUUCUAGUGAAACGAUUUCAUGAUAAAUAAGCGAGCAAUGGGCCCGAAAGGAUGGCUAAAUUAUGUUUUUGUUGGGACUUCAGUUUCAUGGCUUCCCGCAAAGGAAGCCAUUUCAGAGAGAAGCGACAACAACAGCAAACAACCGUCGCGACCAAAUUUUGAUAACUUUUCCUUCUGAUUCAACAUGUAGUUACUAGAAAAUGAGGUUGGAUCAACAUUACUAUCUGCCUUAUCGAUUUAAAGUUUUAUGGGGAUAUAAAACCCAAUACAAAAAGCAUUUUAAAAGCUUUAGAACUCAAGUGCGGACUUUCUGAGAAUUCGCACGCGGCAAGCAAGCGCAUUAAUUCAAUACACUUAUUUCAAACCACAAUAUGUCUGAAACAAGUUGUCAUUUUAAGACUAAAUUGAUGAAAAUAGAUAUAACAGUGAUUUUGGAGUACCCCACUUACUUAGUGUAAUUUAAUACUCGAAGUAUUCUUGCCAAAUAGGGCACGUACGCACACAGUAAUUUAAUCUGGUGUCGUUUGAAACAUACUUUAGCUAAAAUAACAACUUGAACAAGAAGACCAACAAUGGGGUUACGAAAACAGUCGAAAUUGUGCCCAAAUUUGCAUAAACAGUUUGUCUAAAAAGAUAACUUUAAACUAGAUUCAACCAACAUUAAUGGAGUCGAAUUUUGUGAGUGUUUGAUCGCAUAUUUCUACUCAAAAAUACCCUUUAAAAAAUCGUAUCUGCUCACUUGUGUUCCGUGUUCAUCUUUCUUGUGAUUUCCGACUUCUAUUUUUAAUAAAGUUUGGAGAAAUCCUCCUCUUUUUGGCUGAAAAUCUCGCGCAUGGUUCACAAAAAAACUUGGCCCCAAAACGUCAAUAUAUUCGCUUUCCUUUCAUGCCAAAUUUUCGUUGUAGUUGAUUCAGAAACCUCUUCUUUUCUUGCUUUUAAAACUUGCUGUAAAAUCUUUCUUUGUAACAGAAUAAAAACAAACAAAAAAGAUUUUCUUAAAAAAACCGAUUCAAUCAAUUUUCCUUUUGACAAAAAAAAACGGAAAAAAAUUGGGAAAAUACUUGAAUUCGUAUUCAUAUAGUUCUGUACCCUGGCUUAUUUCAGAUGUGUGUAAAAGCGAAAAUAAGACCGAAAUAUUCGUAUUAUUUUAUAUUCACAACCGAAAUGGCCGCCAUAUUUUUUUACCCAGUGUUUCCACCAUAUUAUGAAAUUUCCUUUAAAUUUUCAUAAGGAAAUUCACAUUAAAAACAUUUCCUUUUUUUUCAGACGGUUUUCGGUUUUUACCCUGAACCGCCCGACCCUACUCAGUUGUCCUUUUUGCUUUGGGGGGAAAGUAAAAGUCUGCAUUACCCUAUAAAUUUUAAAAUUCACGAACAUUCUUUACUUGAAAUGCAAAUAAUACAUAAGUAUAUUUAUAUUGUUUUAUAAUAAGUGGCUAUAGCUGACUGUUCAUGGUAAAUUUGAAGAUUUUUUUAUUGGGUGAGGGGGGCAGGACUUAAUAUCUGCCCUCCUGUUUACUUUAAUACUGGGGAGGACCUUUCCCUACAUCCUAUGCCACAGGCAUAGUUUGCUAUGCCAUGGGCAUAGUUAGAUAUGACAGAUACAUUGCCUUUACUAGGAGAGGAAGAUGCAGGAUGCUAGGGGAAUAAUCAUUACUCAUUUGAUAAACUCUAUCAGGAAAAUUGAAGUAGUUUUGGAGAAUGAUGCAGAACAACCACCAGACUAUGACUGUCUUACUUUCAGGCUUGAUCAUCUCAACCAGGUUUUGGUUUAUUGUUCAAGUAUUAUAAAUGUACCACCAGCAGUUAAUGAAUUGGUUAACAAGUGUCCUGGUGUUCUGGAAUCACUUGAUAAUGGGGUAAAUGACAGCUAUUUUGCUCCAACAGUGAAAACCGGUUUGCCUGGACAACCUGCAUAUAAAAUCACUAAAGACCAAUUGUUGUUCUUGGUUUCCUCAGGGUUUAAUGUUCCUCAGAUUUCAUCAUUGUUGAAUGUUGGCAAAAUGACUAUUGAGAGGAGGCUCCAUGAGUUUGACAUCUCAAUAAACUGUUUACCAACAUGA
Molecule: messenger RNA, 3671 nt
Organism: Paramuricea clavata
Lineage: Eukaryota; Metazoa; Cnidaria; Anthozoa; Malacalcyonacea; Plexauridae
Source: the annotation of a GenBank genome assembly